Messenger RNA from Strongylus vulgaris, 492 nucleotides. Lineage: Eukaryota; Metazoa; Nematoda; Chromadorea; Rhabditida; Strongylidae. The record is from the annotation of a GenBank genome assembly.
AUGGGCAGAAGCGUGGGAUAUGAAGGCUCAUGUCCAGUUUCCGGGCUUGGUGAUAGAUUUUAUACUAAAGGUGGUCUCGAAUUUGUGUUAAGACGGCGUAUGCCGAUGCCAGAAGAGCUUGCAUAUCAAAUCAGAAAUAUGCGGUCUCAAUUCAGCAUGGGAUUGUUUCCAGAAAUCUCAAGAGCUUGGGUUGUUAUAGAUAGUGAUAUUUUUAUGUGGAAUUAUGACACAAAUGAUGAUUUGGCCUAUUUUGAUGCCGUUGAGAGCACUGUGUUGAAAAUUGCUCUGGCUCGCGUAAAGUCUGACGUGUUUGCGUCCCAUAUAACUCACGGCUUGGUUGUGGGUACCGUUACGGAUCUUUCGCUUUACCCCGUAAUCAUAGAUGUUGAUCCUGUUACUGGAAAGCCUGGCAUUGCAAUUGAUGCUAGUCACUUUUUUAAGGUUCCUUUUUUUCAUUUUCUCAACAUGCUCUUAAUAGUGAAAGACAUAUAG